AAGGGGCUCAUUCUCUUCUCCAGCUGUACUCCUAGAGGUUGUCUGGCCCUGAUACCUGUGCAAAUUCCUCCCGGUGGCCCCGUAGGCACGCCUAUGGUGAUUUGUCCGGACUCUAUGUGACAGAAUGACUCAACCUGGAUCGCUGUUGUGAACGAGAACAAUCACUUCUCGUGGAUUUUCCCUUUAAAACACACUGAAAUGUAACGCGCUGCACCUCUCGUGUAUUUUUCUCGAGCCAACGUCCAGGCUGACUCGGGCUGCUCUUCCCGCACAGGACCGAGGUUGGACGGGGAGACCGAUGCGCGCUGUCAGAUCUCCUGGGAACGCACGUUCGAAGGGUCGCAUUUUACCAAAUUUGCCUCUGGAUCCAGCUCACUGGUCAGCUUAUAGUCUGCGUUCUUUCAGAAAUAUUUGGCGACCGCCAGGAAGGGUAAAAGAGCCAAUGUGAAGAAGAUGAAGCUUGCGCAAAUCACCCGUUGGUCUGAACCUGCUCGACCCUUCUACCUGGACUCUUGCGGAUGAUUUUGCGCCUCUGAAAUCUCACUUGAAAAUACUCGCGAGUCACGCAGGACUCUGAUGUUGAAAACACAACGGUUGAACGCUGAAUCCUUUACUCAAGACGGCAAGCGAAGAUGGGUCCUACUUGUUUAAUGUAUAUUUCAUUAGAUUGGCGUCCAGUCUAAUAAACAUCAUCAGCGAUGUAGUCAGCUUGUUCAUCUGCGUGCUGAUCAUUUGCAGUAAAUACUCACAUCUGCUCAAAAGGGAGACCAUGAAGAUGAUCCUUCUGCGCAAAUUCCGGGUUCUGAUCCUCAUGGUGUUCCUUAUUGCAUGCUCCAUGCACAUAAUGAUAGACUUGCUGCCCAAGCUGGAGAGGCACGGCAACAGCGGCUGCUCCUGCUCCCACACCCCGAGCGAGCAGCCUCAGAGCUGGGGGAAGCAGGGCUGGCCUAACAAGCACACUCUGCGGAUCCUUCAGGACUUCAGUAACGAGCCAAGCUCAAAUGUUUCCUCCCACUCUUUGGAAAGGAUCCCGGUUCCAGGCGACAAAGCGCAGGCUCUAGGCAGGCUUGAGCAUCAACGCGCUGACAAGAAAAAACAGUUCAUACAGGAUGCUACUGUGACUAAGCACAUGCCAUUGAGGGGUUCAAGGUUGGCGUCUCUCUUUGACCAUCCUCUAUAUAAAAGAUCCCUGCCGCCUCUGACAGAUGAAGACACCCUGUUCAACGUCAACACUGAUAUCAGAUUUGACCCCAAAGCAGCAGAGGAUCAGGCAUGGAAUGGGGAGGGCACCAUGGAUGAGUUCAGCCCCACAGGGGAGCUGACGGCUGAUUUCUACCCCAACUGGCUCCGCUUUCACAUUGGGAUUAAUCGAUAUGAGCUGUACGCCAGACACAACCCAGUCAUCGAUGCUCUCCUGAAGGACCUGCUGACCCAAAGGAUCACCAGUGUCGCAAUGAAGUCCGGAGGCACUCAGCUGAAGCUCAUCAUGACUUUCCAGAACUAUGGUCAGGCGCUGUUCAAACCCAUGAAGCAAACCCGGGAACAGGAAACCCCACCAGACUUCUUCUAUUUCUCGGACUUUGAAAGACACAAUGCUGAGAUUGCAGCCUUUCAUCUGGACAAGAUCCUGGACUUCCGCCGUGUCCCUCCAGUCGCCGGCAGGCUGGUCAACAUGACUAAGGAGAUCCGAGAUGUCACGCGGGACAAAAAGCUCUGGAGGACGUUCUUCAUUUCACCAGCCAACAACGUGUGUUUCUACGGAGAGUGUUCAUACUACUGUUCCACCGAGCACGCUCUGUGUGGCAAACCGGACCAGAUAGAGGGAUCCCUGGCUGCCUUCCUCCCAGAUCUGGCACUUGCCAAACGCAAGACCUGGAGGAACCCUUGGAGACGCUCCUACCACAAACGCAAAAAGGCAGAAUGGGAGGUGGACCCUGACUACUGUGAGGAGGUUAAGCAGACCCCACCAUAUGACAGCGGCACACGACUGCUGGAUAUCAUGGACAUGACCAUCUUUGACUUCCUCAUGGGAAACAUGGAUCGCCACCAUUAUGAGACUUUUGAAAAGUUUGGAAAUGAGACCUUCAUCAUCCAUCUGGACAAUGGCAGAGGCUUUGGAAAGCAUUCCCAUGAUGAGAUGUCCAUUCUGGUGCCACUGACCCAGUGCUGCAGGGUAAGGAAAUCUACUCACUUGCGUCUGCAGCUGCUGGCAAAGGAAGAAUACAAGCUGUCCACGCUCAUGGCAGAGUCCCUAGUGAGGGACCGGCUCGCUCCCAUCCUCAUUCAGCCCCAUCUGGAUGCCAUGGACCGACGACUGCGUCUGGUGCUAAAUGCUCUGUCUGAAUGCAUCGAAAAGGAGGGUUACAACUUUGUUGUGGAAGACGACCUCCAGGAAUCCCAAGGGACAGACCACGCCCACAUCGGCCCGAGACGGAGGUAGCUGCCAGGGGGAGCUACAGGGUGGAUCAGACUGCCUCCCUAGAGAUACAACACUGAUCCAGUCUUUUCCUUUAACCGAACUGUCGUCCUGUAACACAGAUGAGCUCCGUCUGUGUUGAAUUUCUCUAUACAGCACAGAAGCCCUCCUGCCAGAGGUGAAAUAAUCUGCUGGACAGGGUUAGACUUCGAUGAACCAUGCAGUGUCUUUAGCUGUGCAGGUGACUUCCAGACAGAUUUGAGGCUGGACACGACUGAACCACCACAUAUCACCUGACUCCUUAAAACGUACAACCCUGACUGUAGUGUAGGAUACAAUCAUCACAGAUGACCCAAACAACUAUUGACCCACCACAGCAACUUAACAGUUAAAGUCUUGCAAGAAAUGGCUUCACUCUGUCUGCUUAAGGACCCUCGUUUUUUGAAUUCAGUGAAUUCUGAGGGCUGAGCUGCCCGACUCUUUCCCAGCUCAAUGUCUUUCUACCUAUUGUCAGCAAUGCAAGUGUUUUGACUGAGGCAGAAGAGAAGCAGGAACUGGAUAAAGUUAUGUUUUAUUGUUUUUUCCGAAAAAUGUUUUGUUGCACUUUUUUGUAUCUUGUUUUUGUUUUUUUUUCUAUUUUAAAUUUCUGCUGAGCUGUCUCAGCACCUUAUCAUUGCAAAUCAAGAUGGAGAGUUAUUUGAUUGGAGUGCAGGUUUACUCCUGGAUAUUUUUUUCCCCCAAAACUGUUACGUGUCCUUAAAAGAGUAUUUAUUUAAAUUUCAUAUUUAUUGUUUGAAACACGUGCUAAUGCCUAACACAACUCACCUGUUAAAUCAAGCAAACUGAUUAUGUCACAAUAGUGCACUUCCUUAUUUGUCCACAAGAGGGCAAACUAAGCAUGUGCAAAAGUGUCCAUUGCAACUGUCCAACCUGUUUGAAAAUGGUUUAUUGCCACCAUGAAUCUCCACGUGUGUUUACUACAUGCAGUCUAUUCCCAGCUGCUGGUUUUAUUUCUCUCAGUGCAGCAGAUAUGAGGUCAGAUUUAUGCUACCAAAAGCCAAAUGUGACACUGAUACUUUUCUAUUAUUGUUUCUUUGUAAUGUAUUUGAUGUCCAGAUAUUACUGUUGUGCAGAGAUUAUUUUUCAGGAUGUGUAUUUCGUUCAUCACCAACAGAUGAUAGUGUAACUGUUGGUGUCAAUGAUUCAGUCACUGGCUGAAAGUUAAUAUAUUCAAUAGGAAAAUCUAGUGCCUGUGCAAUGAUAGAAAUACUUGAAUGUCUGGUUUCAUAGCAGAAAGGGUACAAGCUAUAGAUAAGAUGCAGAGGUCUUCAUUUGUGUAUGUGCUAACUCCAUAUGUUUCAUAAUGGUUUUAUUAUUCAGAUUUAGGUUUCCACAGUCCUGUCUGUGUCAGGGCAGUACAGCGUGCAUGGAUGUAUGUGUGGAUCCAUGGAGAACCUUAGCUGGUGUCCUUGAGGUAAAAAUGCUUCUUUUUUAUUUGACUCCUUGUUUCUGUGGUUUUAUUUUUUUUAAUUUCUUUGCAUCAUGGUAAAAGUGCAAUAAAACAAGAUAAGCAAAUAUGAAUGGUGUGUCU
Molecule: messenger RNA, 4007 nt
Organism: Melanotaenia boesemani (Boeseman's rainbowfish)
Lineage: Eukaryota; Metazoa; Chordata; Actinopteri; Atheriniformes; Melanotaeniidae
Gene: fam20cb
Product: FAM20C golgi associated secretory pathway kinase b
Exons: 11
Coding region: 770-2440 (556 amino acids)
Biological process (GO): protein phosphorylation
Cellular component (GO): Golgi apparatus
Molecular function (GO): protein serine/threonine kinase activity
Source: RefSeq, a predicted model, not a curated record